Messenger RNA from Anneissia japonica, 2575 nucleotides. Its product is annotated as forkhead box protein E1-like. Gene Ontology annotation, biological process: anatomical structure morphogenesis; cell differentiation; regulation of transcription by RNA polymerase II. Gene Ontology annotation, molecular function: RNA polymerase II cis-regulatory region sequence-specific DNA binding; DNA-binding transcription factor activity, RNA polymerase II-specific. The transcript is spliced from 2 exons. The coding region runs from base 995 to 2185 and encodes 396 amino acids. Lineage: Eukaryota; Metazoa; Echinodermata; Crinoidea; Comatulida; Comatulidae. The record is from RefSeq and is a predicted model, not a curated record.
GUGUAGGAGGCUAUGUGAUUAUAGACUGGAAUGUUUAAAUUGUGUAGGAGAAAAUUUCAAUUGAAUACAGGAAAUCACGAUAAAGACUAACAGGGUUUAAAGUGGAGUAAUGUUGCCAUCUAAACCUAAUGUCGAGGAAACAAGGAAGAGAGGCUAAAGUACGCAUAUUUUGAAACUGAGAGCUAGCUACACUCAUUAGGGGAGGCGGCCCUGUAUAAUUACUUUGGUGAAGCGGGAUGCGAAAGUGGGAUCAAGUUGUGUUAUAUAUUUACGCGUCCGUGCUCAGACAUGGUUCGAAUACUGUAAUUUAAAAAGUGUUUAAAUUGCUUCUACUUUUAUUGUAUUGUAGUGUAUAUACAGUACAUGUAUAUAGAAUAUUUAAUAAACGUCUCGAUUACACGAUUUUUAGAAAUUAAUGCAUCAAGGAACACCAGGAGAAAUAAUACCAUACCGGUAACUUGUUAUGAGUAAAAGUUAUAUUACUACAUGUUUUUAUAAAAUUAAUAUAGUUAUAAAAAAUAAAAUAGCACGAAGGAUAUACAAUCAGGCUAAAUGCUAUGUUGGGUAACGUGCAAGUUAUACCUCCAUUGUUAAACUGUCUCAUAAGAUCUGAUUAAUCAAUCUUGAAUACAUGAAUAGGCCUUUCUAUGAACAAUACAGAAUGAAUGCAUAUAUCUUCAUCAACGCCCUGCAAUUGAAUUAGACAUACAAUGUGAUUGGAGUUAUACAAUGCCAUUCUCAGCAGUUGUAAUUGAACUUUCAUUAUACUCGUAAUGAACGUGCGUUUUUAAUUGUUACACCUCCCAAUUAAUAUGUGAAGAUUGAAACAAUAGCUUUGUUUUGGAAUUUACCAAUUUCACGACCAUUCGAAAGGUGAGGCCCAUAGCCUGGUGCAUAUAAACUGUGGUAGUUUUCAUCAUCUUCAUUAGCCUUUGAGCCUCGUAACAAGAUACACUACAUUAUUAAUUAUCCAGAACUUUGUGGCCAAAAGAAUAUGGCAGAAGUCUUGUAUAAUGUGAAUACGGCUGCCUCACCAGACACAACUGUUCAAGAACCUGUACUCAGACUGGAACCUCAGUGUCCUGAUGAUGUUUCUGAAACGGAUGUUGCAAACGAAAUCCGAAGUGACUCGCCGGCUGAACCACAGAAGAUAAAUAAAAGAUCACGACCACGACCAGACUACAUGCGGCAUGUCAAAUCUCCAUUUUCUUACAUCGAGAUGAUUACUUAUGUUAUCGAAUCUAAUUCCAGUACAAUGAUGACGUUACAGGACAUAGUACGAUCAAUGACCAAAGCUUUCCACUGUUUUCGUGGUGGCUACGAAGGAUGGAAGAACAGUGUGCGUCAUACUUUGAGUAUCAACGAUUGUUUCAAAAAAGUUCUUCGUCGUCCGGACAGGCCGUCAGGAAAGGACAACUUUUGGAUUAUGAAUGAAGAUUGUAAGCAUUGUAAAUUGUCAAGAAUGGAAAACGAUUGGGUUGACAUAAAAGUACGUUAUCAACAAUAUAUAAAGGACGUUGGUGAAACAGUGGAUUUGUCAGUACAAGAUGAGAAAUUUACAUCUACACCAAAUUCGAGGUUUGCAGAAAGAAAUAAACAGAAGCUGAGAUCACCGACGACUCCAGCGGAUCGUGUUUACAGCCAAGUCGAGUACCGUCCUCGCUAUAUGCCGAUGUUUAUGCCUAUUGCAUUGCCGAACACAAUGAGUGUGAUGGACCAACAUCUAAUGGAUUUUUAUGGCACCUCACAAAACAGUCUAAAACGACCAUCGUUGGAUGAUGAACCACUUGAUCUAACUGUAAAGAAAUUUAAAAUUUCAACUUCGGCAGCUGUGACAACUCAAUAUAAACAAUAUACAUUUAGUCCUAUCCAUAAUCAUAGGGGUUCGCCAAAUGGAUCUUGUUCGCCUGACUUUCGCAGUUCCAGUCCUCCGCUAGUCCACACCAACUCCAAUAUGCGUUCAACAAGGAACAUCAGUCCAGAACAUUGUAUAUUUAGAAGCAAGGUUCACUUUCCCCCGAAUGCUGAUAAAGCUGGGUUCCUGAGCAGCAUGGCUGGACGUAUGUAUGAAUACGAUCAAGACGGAAGACUUGGAUUGGUGCAAAGUAUUGCGGACGCAAGAAGAAGACCGAUUUACAUAUUGAGCAGUAUGCCACGUUCAAUACAUACAGCAACGGGUUACUAGCGGAAACCGCUACCAGAAGUACAGGCCCCACCAAUCGUCGGACUAAUUCGUCAAUGGGCAAUAUAAAUGUAGGCCCCUAAAUAUAAAAAUAACGCUGAGUACACAAUUGGUACGCAAUAAGCCUAUGUACUAGGCUAUCAUCGAUUUCUCACAAUUAAAUAUAAUUAAUUAAACAUAUUUUACAAGUAAUCCGUCAGCGAAGCUGAGCAUCCGGAACCUUUGAUAGUUGUAUAUUAGGCUAUUAUUGCGAAGCUUAAGGAUACCAUCCUAACGGCAACUCGAAAAUGUAGACCUUAUAUAAUUGUUUAAACGUUUAAGUGAUAGGAUUAUUCUAUGUUUUGUAACUGUGAAAUAACAGUCGUCCUUUAAUAAAUUAUAUAUAACAGUGUA